Phodopus roborovskii (desert hamster) is the source of this 2904-nucleotide messenger RNA. RefSeq names its product extracellular leucine rich repeat and fibronectin type III domain containing 2 (gene Elfn2). Gene Ontology annotation, molecular function: protein binding. Gene Ontology annotation, cellular component: plasma membrane. Bases 25 to 2487 code for a protein of 820 amino acids. The transcript has a single exon. The record is from RefSeq and is a predicted model, not a curated record. Lineage: Eukaryota; Metazoa; Chordata; Mammalia; Rodentia; Cricetidae.
CUUCAGGGGCCGAAGCCUGGGGCCAUGCUGCGCCUGGGGCUAUGUGCGGCAGCACUGCUGUGCAUGUGCCAACCUGGCGCUGUGCAUGCUGACUGCUGGCUCAUCGAGGGGGACAAGGGCUAUGUGUGGCUGGCCAUCUGCAGCCAGAACCAGCCACCAUAUGAGACCAUCCCCCAGCACAUCAACAGCACUGUGCAUGACCUGCGGCUCAAUGAGAACAAGCUCAAGGCUGUACUGUACUCCUCACUCAAUCGCUUCGGGAACCUCACGGACCUCAACCUCACCAAGAACGAGAUUUCCUACAUUGAGGAUGGUGCCUUUCUGGGCCAGACAAGUUUGCAAGUCCUUCAGCUGGGCUACAACCGGCUCAGCAACCUGACUGAGGGCAUGCUGCGUGGCAUGAGCCGCCUGCAGUUCCUUUUUGUCCAGCACAAUCUCAUCGAGGUGGUGACACCCACUGCCUUCUCCGAGUGCCCCAGCCUCAUCAGCAUUGACCUGUCCUCCAACCGCCUCAGCCGUCUUGAUGGAGCCACCUUUGCCAGCCUUGCCAGUCUGAUGGUAUGUGAGCUGGCCGGAAACCCCUUCAACUGUGAGUGUGACCUCUUUGGCUUCCUAGCCUGGCUCGUGGUAUUCAACAAUGUCACCAAGAACUAUGACCGCCUGCAGUGUGAGUCGCCAAGGGAGUUUGCUGGUUACCCAUUGCUUGUGCCCCGACCUUACCAUAGCCUCAAUGCCAUAACAGUCCUGCAGGCCAAGUGCCGCAAUGGCUCAAUGCUUGCCCGGCCUGUGAGUCACCCCACACCCUACUCCACGGAUUCCCAGAGGGAGCCAGAUGAGAAUUCAGGCUUCAACCCUGAUGAGAUCCUCUCGGUGGAACCACCAGCCUCAUCUACCACAGAUGCAUCUGCGGGACCUGCCAUCAAGCUGCACCAAGUCACCUUCACCUCGGCCACCCUGGUUGUCAUCAUCCCACACCCUUACAGCAAGAUGUACGUGCUGGUCCAGUACAACAACAGCUACUUUUCUGAUGUCAUGACACUCAAGAACAAGAAAGAGAUUGUGACGCUGGACAAGUUGCGGGCACACACUGAAUACACCUUUUGUGUCACCUCACUGCGAAACAGCCGCCGCUUCAACCACACCUGUCUGACCUUCACCACUCGGGACCCUGUGCCUGGGGACCUGGCCCCCAGCACCUCCACCACCACACACUACAUCAUGACCAUCCUGGGCUGUCUGUUUGGCAUGGUCAUUGUGCUGGGGGCUGUCUACUACUGCCUGCGCAAGCGGCGCAUGCAAGAGGAGAAGCAGAAGUCUGUCAACGUUAAGAAGACUAUCUUGGAGAUGCGCUAUGGCGCUGAUGUGGAUACCGGUUCUAUUGUGCAUGCUGCCCAGAAGCUAGGCGAGCCACCUGUGCUGCCUGUGGCCCGCAUGUCCUCUAUUCCCUCCAUAAUUGGGGAGAAGCUGCCCACCUCCAAGGGGCUAGAGGCUGGGCUAGACACACCCAAGGUGGCUACCAAAGGCAACUAUAUUGAGGUGCGCACAGGUGCUGCAGGGGACAGUGUGGCCCGGCCUGAGGAUGAUCUCCCAGACAUUGAAAAUGGCCAGGGCUCAGCUGCUGAGAUCUCUACCAUUGCCAAGGAAGUUGACAAGGUUAACCAGAUCAUUAACAAUUGUAUCGAUGCCCUCAAGCUGGACUCGGCCUCUUUCCUAGGGGGUGGAAGUGGCGGUGGGGACUCUGAUCUGGCCUUCGAGUGCCAGUCCCUCCCUGCAGCUACUGCUGCCUCCUCAGCUGCCACCUCUGGGGCUCUAGAGCGGCCCAGCUUCCUGUCACCCCCCUACAAGGAGAGCUCCCAUCACCCACUGCAGCGCCAGCUGAGCGCUGAUGCUGCAGUGACCCGCAAGACCUGCAGUGUGUCAUCCAGUGGCUCCAUCAAGAGCGCCAAGGUUUUCAGCCUGGAUGUGCCAGACCAUCCAAGCACCACUGGGCUGGCCAAGAGCGACUCCAAGUACAUAGAGAAAGGCAGCCCCCUCAACAGCCCUCUAGACCGGCUUCCACUGGUGCCCACAAGCAGCAGCGGUAGCAGUGGUGGGGGUGGUGGCAUUCACCACCUGGAGGUGAAACCGGCCUACCACUGCAGCGAGCACCGGCACAGCUUCCCAGCUCUCUACUAUGAGGAGGGCACCGACAGCUUGAGCCAGCGAGUGUCCUUCCUCAAGCCACUGACCCGUUCCAAGCGUGACUCCGCCUAUUCCCAGCUCUCCCCCAGACAUUACUACUCAGGGUAUUCCUCCAGCCCCGAGUACUCAUCCGAGAGCACACAUAAGAUCUGGGAGCGCUUCCGGCCCUACAAGAAGCACCACCGUGAGGAGGUGUACAUGGCUGCUGGCCAUGCCCUGCGCAAGAAGGUCCAGUUCGCCAAGGAUGAGGACCUGCAUGACAUCCUUGAUUACUGGAAGGGGGUCUCAGCCCAGCAGAAGCUGUGACCCUCUCCUCCCCCACCGGUGAGGUGAGGGGGAGGGCAGGGGCACUCGGGGGAUGGGCCCCGCCAGGGUGGCCGGGAGGCAGGGGACAGGCCAAGGGGUCCGGGCCAAGGGGCCCGGGCCUAGGAGUGGACGUACAUGCACACCCGCACACACACACCCACACACACACUUGACCACCACCUGACUGUGAAGCAACCAACACCCAACAAUAAUGGACAGGAAAACAAACAUUUUCCUUAAAGUUUACAACCUGCUACUGAAACCAGUUGUCUCUACUGUGCUGCCCAAAGGGACUCACUGGGCUGGGGAAAGAGGUCAGAGAGGGUGUGGGGCCCCGGGACUUAGGAAGGUUUGGUGGAAAAAGAGUUUGGGGUAGAAGCAAACCAUAGCCCUCUUGUUCAGGGAGGGUACCCUCCC